UUUGGGACAGCUGACAAGCGGUACACAAUCAACGGCAAACAAAAACCGUCAAGUCACCUUUAUCACGAAAAACUACUUCCAUCUAUUCUCUCCAUUCUUUCCCUCAUCCCAUCCUAACAUGGCAUCGCAAGAGGAAAAGGAUUUGCUCAUCUCCCAGUUUCAGGGGAUCACGGGACAAGAUGUGGACCAAUCGCGGUUCUACUUGGAAUCCGCCGAUUGGAAAUUGGACAUGGCCAUGUCCAGUUUCUAUGAAAACGACGAUCAAGGGGCGGGGGGUGCUUUGCCGGAAGCCAUGGAUGCCGCGCCAGCCGCCGCUGCCCCUCCCCCCGUGGCUGCAGCACCUCCGACCAGUCGCCGGCCGGCCCGCGACACGGGUGGAUCGUCCCGCAUUGCCACUUUCGGUUCGCUCCGGGGCGCCAACCGUGAUUCAGAUGAUUCGGAAGAGGAAGGUCAAGCCUUUUUUGCGGGCGGGAGUGACACUAGCGGCCAACAGAUAUUAGGCCCACCCCGCAAGAAAGGCGAGGCCCUGGUUAAGGAGCUGUUCAAGAAGGCUCGUGAGGCUGGAGCUGAGGAGGUGGACCCCAAUGCUCCCGGAGGUUCUCGUGGUGGGGCGGGUGGGUCGUCGUUUUCUGGCACGGCUUUUAAACUGGGCUCUGAGACUAUGGAGAGCGAGGAAAUUCCUCCCCCGGGUGGUGCCCGACGGACGACAGAACCUCCCCGCGAAUUCACGCUUAAGAUGUGGCAGAAUGGCUUCAGUAUCGAUGACGGGGAACUCCGGGCGUACAACGAUCACCAAAACCGUGCAUUCCUGGCGGCUGUGAUGACUGGGCAAAUCCCGGAGGAACUCAUCCGCGAAGCCAAGGGUGGGGAGGUCCAUGUCAACAUGGAGGAUCACAAACACGAGGAGUUCGUCAAACCCAAAGUCAAAGCCAAGGCCUUCAGUGGUGCUGGUCACAUGUUGGGCAGCGUGGCGCCGGAUGUGGCUGUCGCAUCCGUUUCAGUCCCGGUGGUGGCAGCUGCUGAUCCUGCCGAUAAGACCAAAAAUGAGGCUGCGGCCAAAGAGCAAGUCAAAGUGGACGCGUCCCAACCCACCACAUUUAUUCAAGUCCGGAUGCAUGAUGGAAGUCGGCUAAAGAUUCAGUUAAACCAAUCGCAAACGGUGGGCGACAUUCGACGAUAUGUAACCAUUUCCAGACCCGAGAUCGCGGCUCAGACAUUCAUCUUGAUGACCUCUUUCCCCAACAAGGAGCUAACAGACGACCAAGCUACCUUAAAGGAUGCGGGUCUGCUCAAUGCUGCUAUUCUACUGAAGUUGAAAUAAUGAGGAGAUAUGCUUUUAAAUUACGAACAAAGAAAAUAAAUGUCCGAGUGCAAGUCGA
Tigriopus californicus is the source of this 1379-nucleotide messenger RNA. RefSeq names its product NSFL1 cofactor p47-like. NCBI's taxonomy places the organism in Eukaryota, Metazoa, Arthropoda, Copepoda, Harpacticoida, Harpacticidae. Gene Ontology annotation, cellular component: nucleus; cytosol. The record is from RefSeq and is a predicted model, not a curated record. Gene Ontology annotation, molecular function: ubiquitin binding. Gene Ontology annotation, biological process: nuclear membrane reassembly; proteasome-mediated ubiquitin-dependent protein catabolic process; autophagosome assembly. The transcript has 4 exons. Bases 119 to 1321 code for a protein of 400 amino acids.